ACUGGACUGGACGCCGUAGCAGGGCAGGGGGGGCUGGGCUGGGCUGGGCUGGGCUGCUGGUUAACCCUAAUUGAGAGAGAGUCUUUCUUCCCCCUGGUGGUGGUGGUGGAGGGUGGGUUUGUGCUGUUGCCAAGCCAAGCCAAGUGAAACCAAGCUUAGUCUCUCUCUUUCUCUUCUUUCACCUGGAGCCUUCCGGUUCCAGUCUCGAAGUCAGGUUGUAGAGGAGGAGGAGGAGGAGGAGGAGUUGAGGGAUUUGGCUCUAGAUCGUGGGUUUUUUUUGUAUAUAUAUAUAUAUAUAUAUGAACUGGUGUCUGCGUUAGGGUUGAGGUUGGGUGGAAGGAUUUUGUCACAUUGCCAGGAGCAGAGGCAAGAGCGGUAUUAGCCAUGGUGUUGUACAAUUUCAAGCAGAUUACGGUUGUGCCUUCGGGCAAGGAGUUUGUGGACAUUAUCUUGUCACGAACGCAGCGCCAGACGCCUACUGUGGUGCACAAGGGCUAUGCUAUCAAUCGGAUUCGGCAGUUUUAUAUGCGGAAGGUGAAGUACACGCAGACGAAUUUUCACGAGAAGAUUUCCACCAUCUUGGAGGAUUUCCCUCGUCUCGAUGACAUCCAUCCUUUUUACGGGGAGUUGCUGAACCAUUUGUAUGACAAGGACCAUUAUAAGCUCGCACUUGGGCAACUUAAUACGGCUCGCAACCUUAUUGAGAAAAUUGCCAAGGAUUACGUACGUUUGUUGAAAUAUGGCGACUCGCUUUAUAGGUGCAAGAAUUUGAAGAAAGCAGCGCUCGGUAGGAUGUGCACUGUGAUGAAACGUGUUGGUCCUAGUUUGGCAUACUUGGAGCAGGUUAGGCAGCACAUGUCAAGGUUGCCAUCAAUUGAUCCCAACACUCGAACCAUUUUGAUUUGCGGCUAUCCCAAUGUUGGCAAGAGCAGCUUCAUCAACAAGAUUACACGUGCCGAUGUAGAUGUGCAGCCCUAUGCUUUCACUACCAAGUCUUUGUUUGUUGGCCACACCGAUUACAAGUACAUGCGGUGGCAGGUAAUUGAUACUCCUGGAAUUUUGGAUCAUCCUUUGGAAGAGUGCAAUACUAUCGAGAUGUUGAGUAUUACCGCGCUUGCGUAUCUUAGAGCAGCCGUUCUUUUCGUUGUCGAUUUGUCUGGAAAUUGUGGAUACACGAUUGCCCAGCAAGCAGCACUAUUUCAUUCGAUUAGAGCUCUUUUCGCGAACAAGCCUGUCAUCAUCGCGUGCAACAAAACUGACCUCCAGCCAUUCGAGACUCUUCCAGAAUCUGAUAAGAAACUCAUCGAGGAGAUGAGGAAAGAAGCUGCUAGAGCUGGGGCAGGCUUGGUUGAUGGAGCUCCGCCCGAUGAGGAGAAUUGCAUGUUGACCAUGAGUACCAUGACAGAGGAAGGCCUUAUUAAAGUCAAGAAUGCUGCGUGUGAGAAGCUACUACAAAUGCGUGUAGAGAUGAAGAUGAAGUCGAAGAAGAUCAACGACUGUCUGAAUCGGAUACAUGUUGCUGUCCCCAAACUAAGGGACCAGAAAGAACGUCCUCCUGUUAUACCUCAGGCAGUUUUGGAAGCCAGGGCUGCUCAGAACAAGGCUGCUGAAAACAAAAAGAAAUUGGAGAAGGAUCUUGAGAAUGAGAAUGGCGGUGCUGGGGUGUACUCCGCGAACUUGCACAAACAUUAUUUGUUGUUGGAUCCCGACUGGAAGGACGACAUUGUUCCUGAGAUUAUGGAUGGUCAUAAUAUCGCUGAUUUUGUCGAUGCGGAUAUUCUUCAAAGGCUAGACGAAUUGGAAAGGGAAGAAGAUGAGCGUGCCGCAGCGGCAGAGAAUGGAAUGGACGAAGAUGAGGACAUGAGUGACCAGGACUUGACACCCGAAGAAGCUGAGGCUCUUGCAGCAAUUCGGCGGAAGAAAAAGCUCAUGUUGGCUGAGCACAGGGCGAAGAAGAAAACUGCUGAUAAUAAACCUGUGGUGCCCAGAAGACAUGAUGUAGAACGACAGUUCAAUACCAGUAGAAUGGGCAGACAUCUUUCAAGCUUAGGUUUGGACCCUACUGCUGCAGUGAAUAGAGCUAGGAGUAGGUCCGCUGCUGGCACAAGAAGCAGGAAGAGAGACAGAUCUGAAGCUAAAGGUGAUGAUGACAUGGAAGUGGAUGAGCAAGCAAACAAGAGAAUGCGUUCUCGAACUCGAUCCUUGUCUCGGCCACACAAGGAAGCACUUCCAGGUGAGGGUUUCAAGGACAGUGCUCAAAAGGUUAAGGCAAUGAAGAUUGGUAAGAAUGCCGUGAAAGAAAGGAAUAAGGAUGCUAGGAAGGGAGAGGCUGAUCGUGUUCACUACAACAAAAAGCCCAAGCAUUUGUUUUCCGGCAAAAGGGGUACUGGAAAGACUGACCGAAGGUAGUUGGCUUAGAUUAGUUCAUUUCACGAAUUUUUUUCUUUGGCUUAGAAUUUGUAUUAUCGUAGAUUGGCGCUUCCUGAUUACGAAGGUCUUAAGUAAUCAGAGUAGGGAUAAGUUGGUUUAAAUGUAACGUUAAUUUUUUUGGGUCAGUUUUCAAGACGUCUACUUUCACGAGAAAAGUAGAAAGUGGACCAUUGGUGAAGUACUUACAAGUUUCUGCAAUUUUGAUGCCAAAUUUGAAAUACCACAUGAAUCUUAACUUCGAAUACGGCACCAUUGGAGAGUGCCAUAUUCUCGUGAAACAACAAACGUUUCAUUUUGAGUUUCUAAGUAGAGAAGUCAACAUGAUAUGUGAGAGGUAAAACAUAUUGAACUCAAAGUAUCACAAAGUAAAUGAAGUUAUUUGACAGUUU
Molecule: messenger RNA, 2819 nt
Organism: Physcomitrium patens
Lineage: Eukaryota; Viridiplantae; Streptophyta; Bryopsida; Funariales; Funariaceae
Product: nucleolar GTP-binding protein 1
Molecular function (GO): GTP binding
Source: RefSeq, a predicted model, not a curated record